Messenger RNA from Daucus carota subsp. sativus, 1525 nucleotides. RefSeq names its product 3-methyl-2-oxobutanoate hydroxymethyltransferase 2, mitochondrial. The transcript is spliced from 5 exons. Gene Ontology annotation, molecular function: 3-methyl-2-oxobutanoate hydroxymethyltransferase activity; magnesium ion binding. Gene Ontology annotation, biological process: pantothenate biosynthetic process. NCBI's taxonomy places the organism in Eukaryota, Viridiplantae, Streptophyta, Magnoliopsida, Apiales, Apiaceae. Gene Ontology annotation, cellular component: mitochondrion. Bases 122 to 1171 code for a protein of 349 amino acids. The record is from RefSeq and is a predicted model, not a curated record.
UUCUCAUUUCACCUGAUUGAAAAGUCUCUGCUUGCAUUAUUUGUAUUCACACUCACCAUCUCCCCUGCCUACCAAGCUCCCAAAACACACACUAAAACACGUCCCAGAAACACACACUAAAAUGGCAACCUCCCUCGUCUCAAAACCCCGCAAAGCCCUCUCCCUCGUCUCCCUCGCCGCCCGGUGCAUGAGCAACAUCCCGGAAAACACCGUCUACGGCGGCCCAAAAGCCCAAACCCCAAACCAACGAGUCACUCUCACCCAAUUGCGCCAGAAACACCGCAAGGGCGAGCCUAUAAGUAUGGUCACAGCUUAUGAUUACCCUUCUGCUGUUCAUCUCGAUACCGCCGGGAUUGACAUUGCUCUGGUGGGAGACUCGGCUGCUAUGGUGGUUCAUGGGCAUGAUACUACUUUGCCUAUUACUGUUGAUCAGAUGUUGGUGCAUUGUAGAGCGGUGGCGCGCGGUGCGAAAAGGCCGCUGCUUGUUGGGGAUUUGCCUUUUGGUAGCUAUGAGUCUAGUACUCAACAGGCAGUUGAUACAGCUGUGAGGAUGUUGAAGGAAGGAGAAAUGGAUGCAAUCAAACUGGAAGGUGGAUCACCUUCAAGAAUUACAGCUGCAAAAGCUAUUGUUGAUGCUGGAAUUGCUGUUAUGGGUCAUGUAGGGCUUACUCCGCAAGCAAUCAGUGUUCUAGGAGGAUUUAGGCCACAAGGGAAAAAUAUUGUUAGUGCUGUCAAGGUUGUGGAGACGGCAAUGGCAUUACAGGAAGCUGGAUGCUUCUCUGUUGUUCUUGAGUGUGUGCCUCCACCUGUGGCUGCAGCAGCAACAUCUGCGCUUAAAAUUUUCACUAUUGGAAUCGGGGCUGGUCCAUUUUGCAGUGGACAGGUGCUAGUUUACCAUGAUCUACUGGGCAUGAUGCAACACCCGCACCAUGCCAAGGUCACUCCAAAAUUCUGCAAGCAAUACGGACAAAUUGGAGAUGCAAUCAAUAAAGCUCUUACAGAGUACAAGGAAGAGGUGUCAAAGGGCUUAUUCCCUGGUCCUGCCCACAGCCCAUACAAAAUCAGCAGUGAUGAUGUUAAUGGUUUCUUAAAGGAGUUGCAAAAGUUAGGAUUGGAUGAGGCAGCAUCUGCAGCAUCCGAAGCUGCUGAAAAAAUGGAGGUAACCAAAUAAUCUUGGCAACAAGGAUAAUUUAUGGAAUCACAGAGGCGAGGCUCAGUUAGUAACUUCUUGAUGAUGAGAACCAACUUGUGAAGUAGUCAUAUCUAACCCUCUUUGAGCUGUCUUUCUACUACUUGUCUUUCUGUAUUGGUUUUGUAUCAAAGGCGGAGUUGAAUAAAAACAUUAGUGAGAGAGAUUGGAGAAAUAUUGGUGUGUAAUAGUAUUUCAUGUGGUAAUUAGCCAAGAGUGGGUCAUGUAACAAGCAAAGGUAACUUGAGUCCAGUACGUGGAAGAACAUGUAUAAUCAUUUUACCGAUAAAUUGAUCUUUUGAAUUUUCUGCAAGGAAACUGAUCCAUUACAUCGUA